Messenger RNA from Colletotrichum karsti, 1431 nucleotides. RefSeq names its product duf1479 domain protein. NCBI's taxonomy places the organism in Eukaryota, Fungi, Ascomycota, Sordariomycetes, Glomerellales, Glomerellaceae. The coding region runs from base 1 to 1431 and encodes 476 amino acids. The record is from RefSeq and is a predicted model, not a curated record. The transcript has a single exon.
AUGGACAAUCGACCAAGGGGCUUUAUGCGUGCAGAUGAAAUAUUCUCGGAAAACGGCGGCCCUAUCCCGCUGCCCCCGAGGUUCGCGCAAAUCAAGCGAAGCCUUGUCGCCGGCAAAGAGACGGCCGUAGUGGACUCUUGGAACCGGCUCUUAGUCGCCCUCCGUGCCGAGAUCGCGCUGAUCGGCGUUACCAAGUCUGACAUCAUCCCCACCAUCGACUUUUCGGAACUCAAGGACCAUGCCCGUGUGUCCGAGUUCGCUGCCAAGCUUCGUCGCCGAGGAGGCGCCGUAAUACGAAGUGUUAUACCGGCCGCAGACGCUCAUGUCUGGCGAGAAGAGACUGAAAGGUAUCUUUCCGAUAACCCUGAAACACGAGGUUGGCCAACUCGUGAUCCACAUCUCUUCGGCAUCUACUGGUCACCGGCUCAGAUCAAGGGUCGCGCUCAUCCGAAUGUCCUGGCUGCACAACGUUUCUUGAUGGGUCUUUGGCGCUCGAGGAAUACGAACGCUUCGGUGGCUGUGGAUCUACCCGUGGCAUAUGCGGACCGUCUGCGUAUCCGCGCACCGGGGGACGAACAUUGGCAUUUGAACGCCCAUGUGGACGGGGGUAGUGUGGAGCGCUGGGAGAGCGAUGGGUAUGGGAAUGCCGGCACGUAUCAGCGCAUAUGGGAGGGGAGGUGGGAGGACUACGAUCCAUGGGAAAGCAGCACACGGCUAAAAGUCACUUCGGACCUCUACAACGGCGCAGGGUCAUGCAGUAUGUUCCGCAUGUUCCAAGGCUGGCUCUCCAUGUCCGAUAUCGACCCCGCCGACGGCACUCUCUUACUCUGCCCGAUGCUCCAGCUCGCCACGGCCUACUUCCUGCUUCGGCCAUUCUUCUCACCACACAACCCGUCUCCCGAAUCCCCAAACUUUCUCGCCCGCGAGAACUGGUCCCUCGACUUCAUGCAGACAAGCAUCAUUCAGGGUGCCGUGCCGUCGUACACGCAGGAACUGAACGCGACCCUGCACCCUCACCUCCAAUUCGACAAAUCCCUCGUGCGCAUCCCGCCCGUCCGCCCCGGCGACUACGUCGUCUGGCAUCCGGACAUGGUCUACGGCGUCGACAAGGUGCCCUCGACGGCCUUGCCCGCGACCAUCAUGUACAUACCCGCCUGUCCGCUGACACAGACCAACGCUCUGUAUCUCGCCCGCCAGAGGAAAGCUUUUCUCCUCGGGCAGCCGAGCCCGGAUUUCGGUGGCGGCCGGGGCGAGACGACGCACAUGGGCCGGCCUGGGGUGCAGGAGGUCAGCGAUGCCGGCGGGGAGGACGGGCUGAGGGCGAUGGGGUUGCUGCCGUGGGAAGAUCGGGAGGGGAGGAGUCCGACGGAGGAGGCUCUCGUGAAGAUGGCCAAUGCCAUCCUGUUUCCCGAACAAUAUGACAUGGUCUGA